Pipistrellus nathusii (Nathusius's pipistrelle) is the source of this 624-nucleotide messenger RNA. The record is from the annotation of a GenBank genome assembly. NCBI's taxonomy places the organism in Eukaryota, Metazoa, Chordata, Mammalia, Chiroptera, Vespertilionidae.
AUGGACGCCCCGGCCCCCGCCGCCCCGGGCCCGGGGAGGAAGGAGCUGAAGAUCGUGAUCGUGGGCGACGGCGGCUGCGGCAAGACCUCGCUGCUCAUGGUGUACAGCCAGGGCUCCUUCCCCGAGCACUACGCCCCAUCCGUGUUCGAGAAGUACACGGCCAGCGUCACGGUGGGCAACAAGGAGGUGAUCCUGAACCUCUACGACACGGCCGGGCAGGAAGACUACGACCGGCUGCGGCCCCUGUCCUACCAGAACACCCACCUGGUGCUCAUCUGCUAUGACGUCAUGAACCCCACCAGCUACGACAACGUCCUCGUCAAGUGGUUCCCCGAGGUCACGCACUUUUGCCGUGGGACCCCCAUGGUGCUCAUUGGCUGCAAGACGGACCUGAGGAAGGACAAAGAGCAGCUGCGGAAGCUGCGGGCGGCCCAGCUGGAGCCCAUCACCUACAUGCAGGGCCUGAGCACCUGCCAGCAGAUGCAGGCCGCCCUCUACCUGGAAUGUUCUGCCAAGUUUCGGGAGAACGUGGAGGACGUCUUCCGAGAGGCGGCCAAGGUGGCGCUCAGCGCCCUGAAGAAGGCGCAGCGGCAGAAACAGCCCCGGCUCUGCCUGCUGCUCUGA